CGUGGGUCCCUCCCCUCCCCUCCAGGGGCGCACAGGUCACGGUGAAGUGGCGAGGAGCGGCCCGAGAAGAGGUCACCGACGGGCUGCCGGACCUCAGCAGAGCUGAGCCUGGUGAACACGAGGUGUUUGCUCACUGUGACCCUGGCAGCUUCCUGGGCUCAUUGGUCGGUUGAUUGACUCUCAGGGAUCCCGGCGCACACACAUUAGUCUGUGAUUGGACGCAGGUUGCGAUAAAGUCUACCUCUCUGCUGCACACGCGUGCAGAGCAGCUGUUUGUGCGUCGGAGCAGGUGCUCCCUUUGGAACCCAGAGAUGUUGUGUGGAGUUCGUUUGGGGAUCUUGCUGAUUUGCCUCGCUCAAGCGGAGCGUGUGUGCUGUCUGUGGGCCACACAAGACGCACAAAAAGGCAACGCGCAUGUUGCCUUCUCGCCGCAGAGCAGUGGAUUUGGUGGCAACUUUCCCCAGGAUCAACUCGGACAGGCCUCUGGUUCUCCCGACCCGGCCCAGAGCAGCAGCCUCGGCUCUGAAAUUGGCGGCGGUGCCAGCUGGUUUCGCCCGAGCGGCUUCACGCAAACGGCUCCGGGCGACGGCGGCUCUGCUUCGGUGGAACGCGCCCCCUCCAGACCGAGCGCCGCGGCCGGAGCGCCGCCCCCCCCCGGGAAAGGCGCUCUCCCGUAUAUGAAGUCCUCCGGUGCCGCUUCAAACAAAGUGCCCGAUCGGACCAGAACCUCGGCCAGCGUGGCUGCUAAAAGAGUGUCUUCACGCGGCAAGGCCGCCGCGUCGGGACCUUCCCGCUUCCCGGCCUCCCAAAGCGGGAGGAACGGGAAUCACCUGAGUCAACUGAGCCAUAACCCCCCCGCCUCCGGGCCCGGCGCCGGGGGGGCCCCGGGUCAGGGCUUCGCCCCGACCGACAUCCACAUCAUCCCGGAGUACUACGGCGGCUUCGCCAUCAGGCGGCUGAAGGCCCCCGCAGACCAGAAGGUGGAGAGUGGCGAGAAGAUGACGCUCUUUGCCCCGCGGCCGCCCUACGCGACCCCCCAGGAGCCGUCCCACAGGCCCCCCCCGCCGGCCCACACCAACCCGCCGCCCUACGUGCCCCCCCAGGAGCCGUCCCGUAAGCCCCCCCCGCCGGCCCACGCCAAGCCGCCGCCCUACGUAACCCCCCAGGAGCCGUCCCGUAAGCCCCCCCCGCCGGCCCUUGCCAUGCCGCCCUACGUGCCCCCCCAGCAGCCGACCCACAGGGCCCCCCCACCAUCCCUUGCCAAUCCGCCCUACGUGCCCCCCCAGCAGCCGACCCACAGGGCCCCCCCACCAUCCCUUGCCAAGCCGCCCUACGUGCCCCCCCAGCAGCCGACCCACAGGGCCCCCCCACCAUCCCUUGCCAAUCCGCCCUACGUGCCCCCCCAGGAGCCGUCCCACAGGGCUCCCCCACCAUCCCUUGCCAAUCCGCCCUACGUGCCCCCCCAGGAGCCGUCCCACAGGGCCCCCCCACCAUCCCUUGCCAAGCCGCCCUACGUGCCCCCCCAGCAGCCGACCCACAGGGCCCCCCCACCAUCCCUUGCCAAUCCGCCCUACGUGCCCCCCCAGGAGCCGUCCCACAGGGCCCCCCCACCAGCCCUUGCCAAGCUGCCCUACGUGCCCCCCCAGCAGCCGCCCCAGAGGGCCCCCCCGCCGCCAUCCCUCGUGGCCCCCAAGUGGCCCCCUGCACCUCCCAAGCCGAGCGUUUCCACGGAGACGCGGUGGAUGCGGGUUCGCUCGGAUCAGCUGCUGUAGCAGGUUUCCAGGGAUGAAGCUUUAGUUUUUUUGAAUUAAAACAAAGUGUUUUAAUCUUUUGUCUCCUGUGUUCCUUUAAGCUCGGGGUGAUAACGUCUCGCUGAGCAGCACUUAAGUCACCUGGUAACUCAAGAGUACCACAGGAAGCUUCUGGAGGUUAGGAGGCCACUAAUAGAACAGUGAUGAAUGAAUGUCGGCUAGAUAUGAUGCUUUGUUAUCUGAGGUCAAAGUGUGACGCACAUAUUAAACAUGUGAGGAGUCAGGUAAACCAUCACGUGGCUCUUGUAUGUCAUAAAAAUCUUGUAUUGAAGGAGCAACAAAAUCCUGAUGGAUCUUUGCUGUUUUCUUGUUUGAGAUAAAUUUAGUUAAGGGAAACGUAAGUGGUUGUUUCCCCACCAGUCUUUUAUGAUUUGAAAAUAUUAAUACUUUUAAUUAAAUACC
Molecule: messenger RNA, 2213 nt
Organism: Pungitius pungitius (ninespine stickleback)
Lineage: Eukaryota; Metazoa; Chordata; Actinopteri; Perciformes; Gasterosteidae
Exons: 4
Coding region: 312-1772 (486 amino acids)
Source: RefSeq, a predicted model, not a curated record